Penicillium concentricum is the source of this 1194-nucleotide messenger RNA. RefSeq lists its product as uncharacterized. The coding region runs from base 1 to 1194 and encodes 397 amino acids. The transcript is spliced from 4 exons. The record is from RefSeq and is a predicted model, not a curated record. Lineage: Eukaryota; Fungi; Ascomycota; Eurotiomycetes; Eurotiales; Aspergillaceae. Gene Ontology annotation, molecular function: O-methyltransferase activity.
AUGACCAUCACCACACCCUUUCACUAUCUGGUUAACCGACUCGGCCAAAUGGCCCUGAAGGAAUCCUCAGAUCCAUCUCCACACGCCCACUUCGAGCUAUUGCGGAUGAUCGACCAGCUGAGGUCUGCAGUGGAAACGCCAACAGAAACUGUGCUGCGUCUGAUCUACCAGCCUCCUCAAAAUGCCGCGCUGCGCGUUGUCAUCGAUCUGGGCAUUUUCGCUAUGCUUGUAGAGAAGCGCCACAGAGGAACGGGACUCUCAGCCGCUCAGCUAGCCAAAUACACGGGCGCCGAACAAGACCUAAUUGUACGCCUGAUGCGCGUUAUGGCUUCUCUUGGGCUGUGCGUCACACCGACCCCCGAUGUUUAUGUCGCCAAUGACAAGACCGUGGCAUUGACUCGUCCGAUUGGGAGAGACGGAAUCCCAUGCAUUUACGAUCUUACCUUUCCAACAUUGAGCAAACUCCCAGAGUAUCUUCGGGCUCAUGGAUAUGCCAACCCCCAGGAUUAUACUGAGUCACCUAUGCAAUGGGCUGUUGGACAGAGUCAGUUCGAGUGGCUUUCGAGUCAUCCGGAGCAGCAGGAGCUGUUCAACUCGUACAUGACUAGCCGUCGCGAGGGUAAACCGAUGUGGUACGAUAUAUAUCCCAUCGAGCGACUGUUUGGUCACGCUGUCCCAUACAAAGAUACGGUCUUCCUGGUAGACAUUGGUGGCAACCAGGGACAUGAUCUGGGCAAGUUCCGCCGGGAAUACGGUAAUCUUCCGGGCAGAAUGGUUCUGCAGGAUUUGCCAAGCGUCGUUGAGCGGGUCGAUGGCGAGAGCGCAGGAAUCGAGGUGAUGGGAUACAAUUUCAUGGAUUCUCAACCCGUCAAAGGCGCCCGUGCGUACUACUUCCGUUCCAUCUUCCAUGACUGGGAUGACGAAAUCAGUCGAAAGAUCCUGCGAAAUACGGUAUCAGUGAUGGCGCCGGAUUAUUCUCGAAUUCUCAUUGUGGAUUUCGUGCUGCCAGACACCGAUACGCCUCUGAUGCAGGCUUCGCUGGAUAUUCAGAUGAUGAGUAUUGGAGCUGGUGUCGAACGGUCGGAGCGACAGUGGAGAGAUCUCUUGCAUAGUGCUGGACUGGAGAUCACAGGGAUUUGGAAUCAGAGCCCGGCGAUGGAGUCGGUGAUUGAAGCGGUGCCAAUGUUGAAAUAG